Phaedon cochleariae (mustard beetle) is the source of this 1288-nucleotide messenger RNA. The record is from the annotation of a GenBank genome assembly. NCBI's taxonomy places the organism in Eukaryota, Metazoa, Arthropoda, Insecta, Coleoptera, Chrysomelidae.
UGUUUUUAGUUUGAUGUGAUUUGUGAUGAUGUUUGUUUGAUUUUGAUUUAAAAUUUAAACAUCUGUUGAAGUCCUAUUCGUAACGAUACCGUUAAAAAAAUAAAAAAUGUUGCCAAGAAGAAGUUUACGGAAUAAAAUAUCCGAAGGUAAUGCUACUAACGCGAGUAGUAAUUCAGUACAAAUUGAGGAACAUACAGAAUCGAAACUGUCAGCAAAUAAAGGCAAUUCGAAAAGAAAAAUAGAGGUCGAGAACAAAAGGAUUUCUAAAGAUUCGAAAAAACAAAAACUAGCCGAUCAGAAAUCUCAGAAAGCAAAAAAUGGAGCCGAAGGAAGCUUGAAGGAUGAUUGUUCUCAAGAUGAUGGGGAACUCCUGGACGAAAAAUGGCGGAAUGCUAAGAGUAUCUAUGAGUUUUCUGCAAGAGACAUAUAUGGUAAAGAAGUCUCUAUGGAUACUUUCAAAGGCCAUGUAUGUAUUUUAGUCAAUGUUGCUUCCAAAUGUGGACACACAAAAAGUAAUUAUGAACAGUUUGUUGAACUAUACAAUAAAUAUUCAGAAGACAAAGGAUUGAGGAUACUUGCAUUCCCAUGCAACCAAUUUGGAAAGCAAGAACCUGGCGAUAGCAAUAAGAUUCAAGAGUUCAUGAAAAAGAGAAAUGUUGAGUUCAAUAUCUUUGAAAAAAUUGAAGUUAAUGGAAAGAAUGCUCACCCUAUGUGGAAGUUCAUGAAGAGUAAAAUAGCUGGACCUAAGGGGGACAAAAUCGAUUGGAAUUUCACCAAGUUCAUUGUAGAUAAAGAAGGAAAUGUUGUGGAGAGACAUAAGUCUAGUGUGAAACCUCUACAAAUGAUAGACAUACUACAAAAGUAUUGGUAGAGGGUCUAGUUGAAAAUAUGUUCUCACUUUUAUUAUGUAUCCAAGUAUUAUUGUAAAUGAAUGUGGUGGUAAUAGUGUUAGGAGAAAGUUGGCAAAUGAAAGUUUGUAGGCGAAAUCUUAAUUGAAAUUCCAUAAUUAUUCAGAAUUCAUUUUUUCACACUGGUCUACCUCUGAUAUAUCUAGUUUGUGGUAGUAUUAGGUAGGUACCUACCUUGUUUCAGUGGUUUCACAUGUAGGUAGAUAUUUUCUAUUUUCUUCAUUUUGUUGGAUAUGAUUAAUUAAUAUAGUUAGUAGGUAUAGGUAAUUAGGGUAGAAUUGAUCACUUGAAUGAUUAAAUUAACCCAAUGAAGUUUUUUAUCUACAUUUUGCUUGUUUUGAAGAAUUGGACUAAUAAAUCUAUUUUGGAUACAUAUCACA